Meloidogyne enterolobii is the source of this 407-nucleotide messenger RNA. The record is from the annotation of a GenBank genome assembly. Lineage: Eukaryota; Metazoa; Nematoda; Chromadorea; Rhabditida; Meloidogynidae.
UGUCAUAUUGACCAUCUGAAUAAGAGCCAAAGUCGUAUUGACUUUUGCUAAAAAUAUCAUGAAAUUCCUCACAUAACUCUUUUAAUUUAUUUAAAUCUUCUUGAUCAACCUGAGCCUGCGUAAAAUCUAUCUUAAACUUUGGGUCCUCAAUUAUUUUAGUAUUUUCAUGUGAUAUAUUAUUUAUUUGUUCAGUCUCUAUUAGUAUAUUAGGGUUCACUGAGUCAAGAGUUAGUGGAGAUGAGAGUGCUAUAUGUUGAUUUUUAUGAAUGUUUAUUAUGUUCUGUGUUGGAUUUGUUAAUACAAAUUUUAUUAUGCCCUUUUGUGAGUUAUUUACUAGGGGCACCAUUCCUAUAUUUUUCUCCCUCAUUUUCUCUUCAAGAUGUGUGAUUAUGUAAGUUGAGUUAGUG